CCUAUGGAACGCGUGCAACCCAAUCUCUGGAAUCCAGCAAAAACUUCUCGGCUCGCCCAAUCCGUUAUCGCACACUGAGAGAUGGAUGGAGCCAACCUACCAAGAAAACUAGUUUCAAAGCCAUCGCUGGUUCUAUCUUCUUCCCCACCGUUUAAACCAUGUUUCUCCCUUCCCAUUCUACUGCUCUUCAAGUCGUCCUUCGUUCCGCGACGAAGCCCUCCUCUCUGUCUCCCGCCUUCCUCCUCCUCGAUGCCGAGCUCCCUAAACCCGAGUUUGUAUUCGUCGAACUCGCGAUCUCCACGAGAAUCCUCGGGAGGAAGCCCUAGAAUUUUUUUGGGCGGAGAAGACCCCUCCACGCCGGACUUCUAGCAUGAAACCCCAAAUGGAAGUGUCGAGGAGGGGUUCGACUGUUAGGUUUUGGCAAGAUUCACUCUCGGAAGUCGCGCUAGAGAUUUGGUAUCGUAACUCUCUGUUUUGGUUGGAUUGAAACCGAGGUGGGAAGCUGGGAAAUUUGGUUUUUCCUGAGAUCAUUGGUUUGUAAUCCUAGUGUUGGGGAUCGGGUGCUUGGUUUUAGGAGAUUUAGGUGAAUAGGUUGAGAUUUUGGGUGAAGUUGUACAGAUUUUGCUGAAGUAGUUGGAGUUUUGGAGCCUGGGAAUUGCUAUUCUCCUGGAUUUUUGUCUUUUUUUUUUUUAAAAAUUCUUGGUUGACAAAAUGAGUAGUAAAAGGGAGGAAGAGAGGAAUGAGAAGAUCAUUAGAGGUCUCAUGAAGCGUCCGCCGAACAGGAAAUGCAUCAAUUGCAACAGCCUGGCUCCGCAAUAUGUCUGUACAAAUUUCUGGACCUUCGUCUGUACAACAUGCAGCGGGAUACAUCGUGAGUUUACUCACCGAGUGAAGUCCGUAUCAAUGGCUAAGUUUACCAAAGAAGAAGUUGAUGCUCUUCAAAGGGGUGGCAAUCAGCAUGCGAGAGAAAUCUUUUUGAAGGACUGGGACAUGCAGCAGAUGAGAUUGCCUGAUAGCAGUAAUGCUGAUAGAAUUAGGCAAUUCAUAAAAAAUGUUUAUGUGGAUAAGAAAUAUGCUGGGGGGCGAACCUCUGACAAGCCAUCUAGUAAUACAGAGAGCCUCACAAAUCAUGGAGAAGAUCAGAAGAGGGCUAGUUCUUAUCAUUCUUUUUCUCAGAGCCCACCUUAUGAAUAUCAGUAUGAGGAUAGGUGUUAUGGAAAACAAUUUGGCAUGCUUGCAAGAAGGCCAGGUUCAGAUCAAGGGCGCUAUGAAGAGAAAAUCGGUAUCUUUGCAUGUAGUCCAAGUCGGUUAUCCGAGCACAUGUAUGAAGACAGAUUUGCUAAUGAGAGUUCUGGUUCGAGAUUCUCGGACUUCUCACUAUCCAGCACUGGUGAUCCAUUCAGAUCUGAUGGCCAGUCACCAAAUUCUCGGGAUGCUGGAUAUUGCAGCCCUCCUUUAUGCCAAGUAAGGGAAAUAAUGGUUGAAGAUGCACGGCCCCAGAUAUUAAAUAGGCAAUCAGAGGCAAAUGUCAGGAUGAAUUUAGAUGGGAUCAUGCAUCCACAGAGAACCACAUCUACAGGCAGCUUUGGAUCCUAUGACAGCAACUCCAUGUCUCAUAAAUCAGUCGAUUCAGGUGGUUUAUCAGAUGUUCUUGUGGAGCCUGUCCAUUCUACUGAAACCCAUCAGGCAGUGGCAUCUGCAUUACCUUCUUCAACACAAUCGCCCGCUUCUUUGCAUGUUCCAAAGCAAGAUCUUUUCAACCUACCAUUUGUUGAAUCAUCAAUGACUUCUUCAACUUUAUCUAUAGAUUUGUUUGCUGAUUUCAGCAAUCAACCUUCAUCUACAAUGCUUCAGCAAAAACCAUCCACAGUUUCCUUAUCAGAAAAUGGAAGAUGGGCUACAUUUGACUUACCUCACCAUACUGGAGCUGCUUGUGAAACAAAUGUGGGGGUCUCUGCUGUGGAUUUUCCUGAUGAGGGAGCAUCCAAGGGGACUGGAAAUGCAUUGACAUCCAUGCUUAAGAAUUCAAAGUGGUUUUCAGUUCGAAGUUCUGUAGCUCCUGCACAAUUUACACCAACAGCUGGUCCAUGGGAUGCAAGUCUACAUGACGAUAAAAGCUCUUCAGAUCAGAAAAGCUCCCAGUUGUGGAAAGCUUUUGAUGAUUCUACUGGGAACGUGCCUCAUGCUUUGUUUGGGAGUCUACCUCAGAAUAAGAAUUCACAGGUUCCAGUGACCAAGCCUAAACCAGGUGAUCCACAUGUUGGAUUGAAAUUCCCGGAGUUGUUUCCCUAUGUUUUACAGGGAGAGGCUAGUCAGGCAAAAAAAUCAGUAAAUCCUUUCGAUCUCCCAUAUGAACCAGAUUUGGAAGCCAACAGUUUGUUUUUGGACAUGAGCUCUUUAGAAGCAGCAUUACCAAAUCCACAGUUGCCUAUUGAUUACAUUGACGGGUUAGCUCAUCCACGGUUGGCCCAGAAUUCUGCCACAACAUGCGAACCGUCCUUGGCUGAAGCAGGGCUGUCAUACAUGGCAGGGCAAGCGCCCAGUUCUCAGUUGCCGAAUUUACCUUCCCAAGGCCCUGUUGGACCUUUUCGUGGCAAUCCAUUUGGAUGAGGAAGUCGUGGUGAAGACAUUAUCCAGGUGCAUCCUGAGGUGACAAAUGACUUCAUCUCAUUGUCGUCAUCGGGUAUCAAUUGUGCAAUAAAACCAAUUUUAUUGGAUUACCGCACGAAGGUGUGAGUAAUUUUAUAAGUCCUCCAGCCCCUACUUUUUGAUUGGGUUCUGGCUUGUUCCUAAAUCACCCGGGAGGGCAUAUGGAGCUGUAUAGGAAUUUAAAAGAUGAUGCGACAGCUCCCCUGAUGCUAUUUUAUGGAGCCCAUGAUUUCAGCACCAGGGUGCAAUAUGCUUGAUGGAUGGUGUCGAAGUCCUGUUACCAUAGGCUACCGGAAUAGCGGAGCUGGUUUUAUUCGUUGCUGUGCUCGUAUUUUGGUCAGUUUCUCUAUUCUUGCAGCUACAAUCAAGUGUAUUAUCAAGAGAACAAUCUCGUCUAGAUGCAACACGAGAUUAUUGUAAUGCCAUAUAUUUGUGCUGACAUUGUUGUUGAUGUGAUGGCAAGGCAUUUUCAGAACUGCUGAGAAUGGGUUUGAAUUUGUUUGAUAGGCGGAAAAACCCAAGAAAUCUCACUUGUGGUGGUCAAAGUGCUGAUCAGAGCUUAUGGAACGGGUGUUAAUGGUCCCACACGGGCAUUCGAUCGGUGCAGAUUUGUGAUGGAGAUAGCAGGCAAUGCUUUCCCGACCUCUUAUGAUUAGCGUUCCACGUCACACGCCCUGCUUGACGUGCAUGCUAAAGCAUGGGCUGACUACAUAAAUCAAGCAGCUUUUAGCUGCCCAAAAAACCUCUGUUAUUUGGUUUAUUUUCUGCUUGUGAAAUUUCAUCCUUGUGGAUCGUACAUGCAUUGCAUUAGAAGCUUUGAACUACCACAAAACAUCGGUGCUAGACUCUCCAUCAAGAUCUUUGCAAAUGUCAUUUGGUGUUAAUUGUUGAAGUGAUCUGUUGUAUCGGACAGGCUCAAAAUGAGUUUGGAAAUAAUUAUCUAAUCUUCAAACA
Molecule: messenger RNA, 3603 nt
Organism: Elaeis guineensis (African oil palm)
Lineage: Eukaryota; Viridiplantae; Streptophyta; Magnoliopsida; Arecales; Arecaceae
Source: RefSeq, a predicted model, not a curated record